AGUACAGGCAGAGGAUCUCGCGACAGCUUCGAAACGACACAAUUCCAACGGGAACCGAUCACAGUCCACCCAUGGAGACUAUGUGAAUCUGGUCAACAAGCCACUCAAACACAAGAAAAUGUCCGUUCCGUCAGGCGCCAACGGAUCGCCGUCCGACGCGAAAACUGCAUCGACUCAGCCUGGAAAACGAUCACAAAAGGCCAAAGCCCGACGAAGAAAUCUGGCCAUCCACGCCAAACCGCUCCCGCUGGAAACACAUCCCCUCCCGGCCUUUCAUCCAUCAAACCCCAUCUCCCUCCUCCGGCUCUGCUACGCAUGGAUCUCUGACGCUCUCUUCUCCCCGACAUCGCAUCCUGCGCGGGACUUUGUCGGCUACUUUUCUCCAGAGACGCGCUCUGUACAUGUGACGGAUCCGCGAUGUGCUCGCAUUCUGUGGCAGAUGGGGUUCUUUGGGAAAGGCACGCUGAGUCGCAGUGAACCUAGCUGGCUCAAGCGCGAGGAGGCGAGGGUGCGCGAGCAGCGGAUGAAGCCGAAGGGCAGACUGGCUGCGGAGGACUGGACGAAUGUUCGGAGAGAGGAGAGGAGGAUGUUUAAGCUGGAGCGGGCUCGGUUGGAGAAGGAGAAGAUUGAGCGGCAAAGGCUUAUCGAGGCGGGGGACUUGCCUCCGGACGAGGAGGAGGAGUCAACCGAGCUGACUGCUGAACCUCCCCCCGAGGAUAUCCCAAAGCUGACUACGGAAAUCACGGUCGACGCGCCUGUUGUGGGUGGCCACGUCACUCCACCAAUGGAUUUGCAAAAUGGACACAUCAACGGCGACUCAAAACGGCUAAGACCUACUCUGAACGGGACACUACUUCCAGCACAUGACCUCGCAUCACAACCCAGCUCUCCGCUUAUAGUCAGAAGUCCCCAACCCUUCCCAGGACCAAAGACCGUAGAGGAGGAAGAAGCAGCCGAAGAAGACGAAGAGGAAGAGUCGCGCGGCCGCGCAAUCGAAAACCAAGAACACCUCCAACUCACCUUCGAAGAAGCCUUCUUCCUCGUCUACGCCCUCGGAGUCCUCACCAUCCACCCCGCCAAGCGCCGCGACCUGUCCCCGCUCUCCGUCAAGUUCAAACCGCAACCCUACUCCACCAUCGACCUCCUAGAGCUCUUCUGCCAGUACUCCUCCUUCCCACCACAAGACACAGUCUGGAUCUCGCCCGACGAGCAAUUCCUCCUCAAUUACGUCGCGUACCACCACUUCCGCUCCCUCGGCUGGGUGGUGCGGCCAGGGCAGAAAUUCGGCGUCGACUACCUCAUCUACCAAGGCGGCCCGGUCAUCGCACACGCCGAGUUCGCCGUUCUAAUCGUCCCCGCUUACACAGAUCGGUAUUGGAAUACGCCUGGUGGGCGGGCGCGGAGACGGGUGUAUGAAGAGAAGGACUGGUGGCAGCUGCAUUGCACGAAUCGAGUGCAGAGUCGCGUGCUCAAGACGCUGGUGCUGUGUUAUAUCGACAUCCCGUCGGAGCUGGACAUGGAUUUUGACGAUGUGAUUGAUGUGGGGAAGUUGAUGCGGAGUUAUAAAGUGCGGGAGUUUGUGGUGAGGAGGUGGUUGCCGAAUCGUAGUCGAGACUGAUUGACUUGUAUGCGGCUUGUAUUGCUGGAUGCAUUCAAAAAGUAGUUGUGGAUGUACUCUUACAUGAAGAGAGAG
This is a messenger RNA of Neohortaea acidophila, 1693 nucleotides long. RefSeq lists its product as uncharacterized. Gene Ontology annotation, biological process: tRNA splicing, via endonucleolytic cleavage and ligation; tRNA-type intron splice site recognition and cleavage. Gene Ontology annotation, cellular component: tRNA-intron endonuclease complex. The transcript has a single exon. Gene Ontology annotation, molecular function: tRNA-intron lyase activity; nucleic acid binding. The record is from RefSeq and is a predicted model, not a curated record. Bases 119 to 1618 code for a protein of 499 amino acids. NCBI's taxonomy places the organism in Eukaryota, Fungi, Ascomycota, Dothideomycetes, Mycosphaerellales, Teratosphaeriaceae.